Molecule: messenger RNA, 1092 nt
Organism: Mangifera indica (mango)
Lineage: Eukaryota; Viridiplantae; Streptophyta; Magnoliopsida; Sapindales; Anacardiaceae
Product: GDSL esterase/lipase 7-like
Exons: 5
Coding region: 1-1092 (363 amino acids)
Molecular function (GO): hydrolase activity, acting on ester bonds
Source: RefSeq, a predicted model, not a curated record
AUGGCGCCCUUCAUUUUCUUUCAGUGUGUUUUUACUUUGAUGAUCAGUAUCACGGCCGCCGCCCUGCAGCCACCGCUGGCACCGGCGCUGUAUGUGUUUGGAGAUUCGUUGCUUGACAGUGGCAACAACAAUCUUUUGCCAACUAUUGCUAGGGCAAAUUUUUUACCUUAUGGUGCCAACUUUCCCAAGGGAAACACUGGCAGAUUCACCAAUGGCAAAACGGUCGCGGAUUUUGUUGCUGAAUUUCUGGGGCUACAGUAUUCUCCACCAUAUCUGAGCUUAAAAAAUUUUAAAAGCUCCAUACCAGUUACGGGAUUGAAUUAUGCAUCUGGCGGAUGCGGCAUCCUCCCUGAAACUGGACGCCCAUAUGGGAAAUGCUUGCAUUUGGAGGAACAGUUUGAUUUAUUCGAAAAGACUGUGAAGUCAGAGCUACCAAGCCACUUCAACAACAACCCAGAAAAGCUUUCAGAUUAUUUAUCGAAGUCUGUCGUCGUAAUCUCCAUUGGCAGUAACGAUUACUUAAAUAAUUAUCUUGAAACCAUUUUCUUCAAGACAAGCCAACGUUUUCCUCCUGAGCCAUUUGCUCAACUCCUCGUAGAUUCACUCUCUCGCCAGCUUGAGAGGCUGUACAAUAUUGGAGCUAGAAAGGUCAUAAUGUUCGAGAUCGGUCCAAUCGGCUGCAUCCCUUCCGUCACAAGAAAAUAUGAACACAAUGGCCAACAAUGCGUUGAAGACAAGAACCAGCUUGUUACUCAUUUUAACAACAGGCUUCCUUCAAUGCUUACGAAUUUGACAUCAACUCUCACUGGCUCCACCUUCGUUCUCGGCCAUGCUCACUGGCUAAGCUAUGACGCAGCCAUAAACCCAUCCAGCUACGGCAUAGCAGAUUCAACGAAUCCAUGUUGCAAAGCGUGGUUGAAUGGGACGUCGGGAUGCAUUCCAUUGUUGAAGCCAUGCCGAAAUGUGGAUAAUAACUACUUCUGGGAUGGUUAUCAUCUUACGGAAGCCAUGUAUUCUGUCAUAGCUGCUCGUUGUAUAGAAGAUAAAUCAGUUUGCAUUCCUCUCAACUUAAAGGAACUCGUUAAUGUAUGA